AUGAUUUUGUUAACAUUUUUCUUUUGGAUGAUUAUGUGUGUUCAUUUAAUAAUUUAUUUUGAUAUACAAAUUUCAUCAAAUGGAACAAAUCGUAAUUGUAUGAAUUCCCCCGGAUCAUAUUCAAUAUUUCUUAGUUUUUAUUCUUUAUUAAUCAAUGGCCUUUCUAUGCCAUUAUUAAUGACAAUAUUUGGUUUAUUAACACUACGAAAUACUCAACAACAUCGUAAUCAAAUUCAUAAUACUAUGACUCUUAUUUUACGAAGAAGAAAAAAACAAGAAUGGUUAAUACUUCGAAUGCUUCUUAUACAAAUAAUAGUUAAUGUUAUUUUAUCAUUACCAGUAACUAUUUAUUUAUUUUAUGCUGGUUUAACACAAUAUUAUAAAAAAUCAAUGUUUAGAAUUUUCAUGGAAAAUUAUGUUUAUAAUAUGUUUACUCUUUUGCAAUAUAUAAAUGCAGCUGCAUCAUUCUACGUUUACUCUUUGACUUCUCGUACAUUUCGAAAGGAAUUAUAUUGUCUUAUUGUUUAUUAUUCAUCAAAAUUAAAACAAUAUAUGAUAGAUCGUCCAGCAGCAUUAGUUACUCGAUUAAGUCAUACUAUUGCCUCUUAA
Adineta steineri is the source of this 609-nucleotide messenger RNA. The record is from the annotation of a GenBank genome assembly. NCBI's taxonomy places the organism in Eukaryota, Metazoa, Rotifera, Eurotatoria, Adinetida, Adinetidae.